AUGCAUCCUACGUGCGACCUUCCGUUGAAUCGUUCUCUGCCUCUUGUUUGCAUAUGUUCACUAUUCAGUUUCCUCUGUGGUGUUGGUAUUGGCGCAAAUGAUCUAAGUGCCAACUUCGCCAUGGUAGUUGGAAGUGGAUCACUUAAUAUGCGUAAAGCAAUUGUUUAUUGUACUCUGUUUGAACUCUUAGGUGCUGCUUUUAUGGGUGGACAUGUCAGUGGAACAAUUCGUAAUGGUAUUGUUGAUCCUAUCUUAUUUAGUAGAGAUCGAGAUAUGGUAUUGAUUGGUAUGACGUGUGCGACUUUUGCUGUUGCUCUCUGGUUGUACCUCUCAACUGUUUUUGGAUUACCAGUCUCUAUCACUCACACUGUAGUUGGAUCUAUUCUCGGAUUUGCUAUAUUCUCCAGUGGAUCCUUUGCAUAUGUACAAUCACGUGGAAUUGUUAAGAUUGUAAUUUCAUGGCUUCUCGCUCCAAUUGCAGCUGGAAUUGUUACAAGUAUUAUAUUUUACUAUUUGCGAAAAAGAAUUCUUAAGGUUAAGCGAGUGUCAUUUCAAAAUGCCUUAUGGUCAUUACCGUACUGUCUUGCCUUUUCAUUGCUUAUUGAACUCAUGUUUCUCGUAAUUGAAAAACCACCCAUUCUUGCCGUAACCCUUGCUCAGUUUAUGCCUCUUUGGGUACAAUAUAUGCUUCUCUUUGUGGUUAUUGUGGGAUUUUGUUUUUUUUCCUCUGCAGUUCUUUUCCCUCGACUCGCAGAGGAAGCAUGGCGACAGAAUUCAUUUGUUUGGGAAUCCGAUGUAUUACGUACAGAAGUAGAAGCACAAGGUGCUAAUAAAACUAAAAUGACUAAUACUAAUAUUACUGGAGAUACUGCUGCUGCUGCUGCUGCUGCGGAUGCUGCUGCUGUUGGUGUAGUUAGACCAACAAUGGAGGAUACGGCAGUAGAAGAGGAACCCCUGCGGUUUUCAUUCGUUACAGCCACAGAUCAUUCAGCAACCACCACCACACAUGAUAAUGUUUCUGAACGUGCAGAUGAGUUAUCACUACAAAAAAGUAUUUCUACAUUAUUACAUGGAACCUGUGAGUUUUUACAAUCCUCUAUAGGAGCAACAGAUUUGAAUUUAUUACAACAACAGCGUCGUGUGCGAACCGCCCCAGUGGUACGUCGUUCACCGUUACCAGAACACAUGCAUGAGAGGGAGGAUCCGCGUGGUUUAACAUCCAUGGUAUCACUGACCUCCACACUAGUACCAUCCGCAAGUAAACCCAUCACCACUUCUUAUGGUACUCUGGAAGAAAAGAGAAAUGUAGAGGAGGAAGAGAGACCAGUCUCACCACUGGAGGAAUCAUCUCCCAGUGUAAUAGGAGUGGAUGAUGAGUUUGCAGAACCAGAUUGGGGAUUAGAUCAUCCCAUGCAACCCAUACGUUUUGGUGGACUUCUCAUUAAACCUUUUAAUCCCCGAGCAGAGUAUCUCUACACCGCAUUGCAGGUAGUAGCGGGGAGUAUGUCUAGUUUUGUCCACGGUGCUGUUGCUGGCGCUAAUGCCACUGCCACCUUUGUGAUUCUCUACCACGCCUUUGCUGUGGGGGAAUUGAAGGAGGAAGAUCCACUCGACUCGACUUGGGCUGUACUCCCAGCCAUGUUGGGAAUUGCCAUUGGAAUGUUCACACUGGGAUCACGUCUCAUGAAGACUGUUGGGGUGGAGUUGGUAACCGUCACGCCGGCCCGUGGUUGGUGUAUACAAGUAGGCGGUACACUCGUCACGAUGCUGCUCACGGGUAUUGGUAUUCCUGUUUCACUCUCGCAGGCACAAGUGGGCGCUGCGGUGGGAUGUGGAGUAUUGGAUGCUCGUGCGAAAGGUGUGGCGUGGGGAAUUGUGUUCAAGAUUGUGUGUGGAUGGCUAGUGACUCUGGUGAUUAGCGCCGUCACAACAGGAGUGUCUAUGCAGUUAUUGGCUUCUUUCUACUGUAUAGAUCAGCGUUAG
Molecule: messenger RNA, 1983 nt
Organism: Trypanosoma theileri
Lineage: Eukaryota; Euglenozoa; Kinetoplastea; Trypanosomatida; Trypanosomatidae
Product: putative phosphate transporter
Exons: 1
Coding region: 1-1983 (660 amino acids)
Biological process (GO): phosphate ion transmembrane transport
Cellular component (GO): membrane
Molecular function (GO): phosphate transmembrane transporter activity
Source: RefSeq, a predicted model, not a curated record